AUGGAAAUAGCUGAGAAUUUGGACUCUAAUGAAGACCUAGGACCUACUGAAAACCCUCCUGAUGACACCAAUCUGGAACCCUUGAUUUUAGUAAAUGCCCUAACUGGAGUAGCCAAGUUUCGGACCAUGAGAGUCACUGGUCAGGUAAGAAAGAAGCCCCUACACAUUCUCAUUGACAAUGGGAGCACCCAUAAUUUCUUAGAUGUUAAUGUAGCCAAGAAGCUAGGGUGCAAAAUUGAAGAUAUGGAUCCUGUUAGUGUCAUUGUGGCUGAUAGGGCUAGAGUGCAGAUUAAUACUAUGGUGAAAGGGUUCUCUUGGCUUAUACAGAACACUAUAUUCAGUUCAGAUAUCUUGCUAUUACCCUUAGGCUGCUGUGAUAUGGCUCUUGGUAUCGAAUGGCUGAUUACAUUGGGGAAUAUCACAUGGAACUUUGACAAGUUAACCAUGGAGUUCACUGCUCAAGGAAAAAGGCAUGUCUUGAGAGGCAAUUCUUCUACAAAUAUUAAGAUAACUAGGAAGCAGCGGAUACAUAAGACACUAGCUACAGGAGUUCACAUUUCUAUGUUGCAAGUAUGUGAGUCUGAAGAAGGAUUGCUGCUCCACUCCCUGUCCACUCAUGAUACAUCUUCCUCAAUUCCUGACAGUAUUGAUAAAUUGCUACUUCAAUAUGAAGAUUUGUUUGCAGUACCCACUACUCUACCACCUAGAAGACCAGAUCAUGAUCAUACUAUUCCCUUGGUGCAAGGAACUAACCCUGUGAAUAAGAGACCAUACAGGGACCUCAACAAGAGUACAGUAAAAAAUAGGUUCCCUAUAGCCUUGGUUGAUGAUCUAUUGGAUGAGCUACAUGGCUCUACUGUAUUUUCCAAAAUUGACUUAAGGUCUGGCUAUAAUCAAGUCAGAAUGGUGGAGGCAGAUGUACAUAAAACAACUUUCAAAACUCAUUCAGGGCAUUAUGAGUACUUGGUUAUGCUUUUUGGCUUAACCAAUGCCCCUGCCACAUUUCAGGGCUUAAUGAAUUCGGUGUUUCAAGAAUACUUGAGGAGGUUCCUGUUGGUCUUUUUUGACGACAUUCUGAUUUACAGCAAGAGCAUGGAGGAUCACUUGCAUCAUUUAUAA
Molecule: messenger RNA, 1119 nt
Organism: Glycine soja
Lineage: Eukaryota; Viridiplantae; Streptophyta; Magnoliopsida; Fabales; Fabaceae
Exons: 2
Coding region: 1-1119 (372 amino acids)
Source: RefSeq, a predicted model, not a curated record